AUGCCCAUCCGUAUACGUCUUCGUGCACCCAAUGGCCAGCAUACACUGUCCCUCGAUGACAACGCCGCAGUAUCCGACCUGCUGUCCUCUAUCAGCAAUGCCACAGAGCUUCCCCUAUUCGAGCUCAAAUGGAACUUCCCACCACAGCCACUUGACCCCGCAUUAUAUGGUUUAUCAACGCCACUCAGAGACACCGAUCUCAAGUUGAAUGGCGCACAAAUCAUAGUCAUCGGUCAGGCGACAGGCGACCCAAGCGAACAGAAGAAGGAAGAGGAAGCCAAGACAGAUUCUGAGCUACUUUCGCUGAAGCGGAAGCAGGUAGCAGCGCUGAAAGACACACCCGAAGUACCGCUCCCUUCUCGUGGCGGUACCAUUGUGAUGCGCGUUAUGCCCGACGAUAAUUCCUGCAUGUUUCGAGCUCUUGGUACGGCAGUGUUGACUGGUGAGCUUGACUCCAUGGAUGAGUUGCGUUCACUGGUCGCGCAAGGCAUACAGAGCAACCCAGAGCUAUAUAACGAGGCCACGCUCGAAAAGUCACCCGACGAGUACUGCAAGUGGAUAAUGAACCCCAACUCAUGGGGUGGUGGUAUCGAGCUUAGCAUCCUAUCACAGCAUUUCGACAUUGAGAUUGCCAGUAUCAAUGUCCAGGAUUUGCGGGUCGACCGAUUCAAUGAAGGCCAGACAAGACGGGUCAUCCUCGUCUACUCGGGUAUACAUUACGACACCAUCGCCUUUGUCCCACAGGGCGUCUCGCCUCUGGACACGGAGAAUGACGUGAAGCUCUUCGACGCUUCCGAUAACGUCAUACUCGAGGCCGCGCGGCAACUUUGUGGGGAGCUCAAAAAACAACACUACUUCACCGACACCCAAAAGUUCUCCAUUCAGUGCAACACGUGUGGCUGGAAGGGUGCAGGUGAACAGGCAGCAACACUGCACCACAAUGAAUCUGGGCACGUCGACUUUGCUGAAUCAACAUAG
This is a messenger RNA of Plenodomus lingam JN3, 978 nucleotides long. RefSeq lists its product as uncharacterized. The record is from RefSeq and is a predicted model, not a curated record. Gene Ontology annotation, molecular function: cysteine-type deubiquitinase activity. Gene Ontology annotation, cellular component: cytosol; nucleus. Gene Ontology annotation, biological process: protein deubiquitination; endoplasmic reticulum unfolded protein response. Lineage: Eukaryota; Fungi; Ascomycota; Dothideomycetes; Pleosporales; Leptosphaeriaceae.